AUGGAUCCAAAACAUCUUAUUUUUGUCAAAAUAGUUUGUUAUCUACUGGCUGCAUGCUCCAUCAACAUCACUCUUAGCCAAGAAAUAUGCACAGCCCCAAUCACUGUGGAUUUUCCGGAAAACAACACUAUUGGUGAUGAAGUAACUCCAAUAUACACUGAGCCUGGAGUGAGCCUAGAAAUCACAGAAAACCCUGAGGGCGCCUUCGGCAUCAAUGGCACUUUGCUUGUGGCACUCAAAGUCCUGGACUUUGAGACUCUGCCUGAUGGAGGUGGUCUGCGUGUUAGCAUAAAGUGCAGCAAAGAGGGGAUCACGAAACACGUGAUUGUGAUCGUGCAAAACAUCAACGACAACCCUCCAGUGUUUUCACAGGACCUGUACAACCUGAAAGUCAAUGAGCUAUCUCCAGAUGGUACACCAGUUGAUAAAAUUGAGGCGACAGACCUCGAUAAACAACGACUUUACUACGUGCUUGAGUCUCCUAUGGGAGAAUUUGGGCUGCAGUCAGUAUUGAACCCAGAAAUUGUGGUAAGGAGGCAUCUAGAUUAUGACACCCUUUCAGAAGUUACUCUACAGCUCUUUGCUCAGGACACACCAUUAUUUUCAUCAGAGACCCCAUCUCAUACGGCCACUACCACUGUCAUCAUUGAAAUCGUAGACAUUAAUAACCGACCGCCAUGGUUUCAGCCUUGCACAGAGACCAUUGUUGGCUUGGCCAAAGUCUGCAUCAGCUCUGGAUACACAGGGAUUGUUAGCAAGGAAACGACGGGUGCUCUGACCUUGGAGCCUGGACCACUUUAUUCCAUUGAUGGAGACAAAGGAAUAAAUGAUCCAAUUGGAUACAAAAUUGUUGGAGGAAAUGACAAUGAUAUAUUCAGUAUUAAUGCAAACAGUGGGAAUAUUACAAUGCAAAAGCCAGUGGAUGUAGCAGGACCCAUCAUACUAACAGUCUUGGCAUAUGAGACCAAUACCCCAGACCAGUUUGCCACGACAACAGUCACAUUUCAAGUGGUGAACAUGAGUGAAAACCCACCACAGUUUGUCAAACCCAGUUAUGAGGGUUUUAUCUCAGAAGAUGCAGGAGUGGGCAGUCUGGUGCUGGAAAGAAAGUCCAGCAACAAACCUCUGCAGGUUCAGGCCACAGAUGCAGACUUCUUUGAUGGAAUAAAUCCUUAUCUUAAAUUUGACAUAACAGAAGGCAAUGAAUUUAAAAUCACUGCAGAAGGCUUCAUACUGAUGACAAGAAUAGUUACUCCUGGCACUGUUAAAUUACAAAUGCGUGUAGUUGAUACAACUAAUGGUGAAUCAGACACAGCCUCUCUUGCUGUAGAAGUCAUUCCAGGGAUUCCCACCACUAUGGACAUGUCCACCACAAUCUUAAGCACCAGUGUACCAGUGACUACAGACAUAUCAACAAGUACUGCUAUCACUACAGAUACGAUUACAGAUUCUUCUAUAACAACUGACAUGACAGAAAGCACCUUCAAUCCAGAAACCGUUACUACAGUCCCUUACACUACUCCCAGUCCUUACACAGAAUUGCUAAUACCGUCAGGUAAAUUCAAGACAGAGGACAUGAUUGCUCUGGGUGUAAGUCUAGCUGUAGCACUGCUCCUUUGUUUUGUCAUCAUUGGUUUGCUGGCCUUUAAGGUCAAACAAUACAGAUCAAACUGGAGGAAACUAUCUGAGGCCAGCAUAUUUCAGAGUGCGCUGAGUGGAAGAUCAGGAGGACCUAAAGAUGGAGUACACUACACUAAUGGAGGCUUCCAGAAUGAUGAAGACACAGACAGCAUCAGUUCAAAGCAGGAAGCAAAGCCAGCAGGUCUUGAGUUAAGCCAAGUUCAGGAGAUACAGGACACCCAAAGCAGUGCCCCAGCCUCACAGAACAAGAGCAAUGAUGAUGAUGCCUUGAGUGACUCCAGCAGCCAGAAUGCCUCAGACAACACAGACAGUGAGAAAGAAGUGAAGCCCAUACUUACUAAGGAACGGAGAACAGAGGAAGGCUACAAAGCUGUGUGGUUCAAAGAAGACAUUGAUCCCAAUGACAAGGAGGAAGUGGUUAUUCCUGAAAGUGAAGAGCAGGAAAUUGGCAAUGAGGAUGAUGCUGAUGAUGAUGAUGAGAAUGAUAAAGAAGAUGAUGAUGAAGAUGAUUAUGAAGAAGAAGAGGAAGAAUCUAACAUUGCAGCGUUAUAG
This is a messenger RNA of Trichomycterus rosablanca, 2193 nucleotides long. RefSeq names its product cadherin-related family member 5b (gene cdhr5b). Bases 1 to 2193 code for a protein of 730 amino acids. The transcript is spliced from 15 exons. Gene Ontology annotation, molecular function: calcium ion binding. Lineage: Eukaryota; Metazoa; Chordata; Actinopteri; Siluriformes; Trichomycteridae. Gene Ontology annotation, cellular component: membrane. Gene Ontology annotation, biological process: homophilic cell-cell adhesion. The record is from RefSeq and is a predicted model, not a curated record.